AUGCAUCACAGUUGCGAUCAGGCAUUUGUGCUUUGUGUCCUGUUGCUGAUCUGGACUUAUGAGACUCCAGAGGUAUACCAGUGGUUGGAGUAUUACGCUGGAGUAGGAAACAUCACAAAAUGUAUGAUUGCAGCAGAAUACCGAGCAGUUCGCUUUGACCUCAAGGAUAACGAACAGCCGAAGUAUAGAAAAUCGAACUUCAUGGACUUGUCACAUGCCUCAGGGUUUGCGCUUGCAAUACUUUGCAUGCUGCGCACGGUUGUGGGCCAAGGGGAAUUUGCCUGUCACUUCGGAAUCAAAUGUAGCAGUUUCUCGAAGAUGAAUGUUGGGACCAGUCAGCGAUCAGCGUGUAGUGCAACCGGCUUUGCUGAAUAUGUCUCCGUGAAGUUGGCAAACACGCUUCUUGAGAGGACAAUCUGCCUCAUUCUUCUUUGCACGGCACUUGGAGGUGCAUGGAGCCUAGAACAGCCUUCAGGCUCACUGUUGGAAUUUUACCCGAGGUGGCGCUUUAUGAUGGCCAGCAUCUUCGACUGUGGUGGGAAAAACGCAGUCAGCGUUGUCAAAUGGUGGAUGGCACACUAUGCUUCCUGCACACCCAAACGACACUACGCAUAUGCCAACUCUCGCCACAUCAUGCGAAUCGACAAGGGCAAGUUGCAGGGAUGGAAACAUGACAAACGUCCCAAACAGAAAAGUGCUGAUCGUUAUGUGGAUUCUUCGGGGAAGAAGAGGUACAAAGGCACCGCGCAUUUGAAGAAUAUGGAGAUAUAUCCGAUGCCUUUUGCACGCCAGAUUGUGGACUUGGUCGAAGACCACAAGCGGGAAGCCCAGGGCCUACCUCAUUGUCCGGCAUCAGGUUUUCCACCGGCUCUCGAGACUCUCGUGUCCGAAGGGUGGUUUCAUGAGUCUGACUUGUGGCAGUUUGUGGACUUCAGUCAACUUUACAGCUAUUUGCGGGGCAACCGAAACCUGAAGAUCCCCGAUCAAUGGAAGGCAGUGGUACCUAGGGAGCUCUAA
Messenger RNA from Durusdinium trenchii, 1017 nucleotides. NCBI's taxonomy places the organism in Eukaryota, Dinophyceae, Suessiales, Symbiodiniaceae. The record is from the annotation of a GenBank genome assembly.